This is a messenger RNA of Engraulis encrasicolus (European anchovy), 2102 nucleotides long. RefSeq names its product glycerol-3-phosphate dehydrogenase [NAD(+)], cytoplasmic-like. The transcript is spliced from 8 exons. Gene Ontology annotation, cellular component: glycerol-3-phosphate dehydrogenase (FAD) complex; cytosol. Gene Ontology annotation, biological process: carbohydrate metabolic process; glycerol-3-phosphate catabolic process. Gene Ontology annotation, molecular function: protein homodimerization activity; glycerol-3-phosphate dehydrogenase [NAD(P)+] activity; NAD binding. Bases 80 to 1129 code for a protein of 349 amino acids. Lineage: Eukaryota; Metazoa; Chordata; Actinopteri; Clupeiformes; Engraulidae. The record is from RefSeq and is a predicted model, not a curated record.
CGCCGGAGCCGCUGGACUGUACAAGCGCCCCGACUAGAAGCGGGUCACGUCAGCGCACACAGGGAGGUUCCUCUUAACCAUGGGUGGCAAAAAAAUCUGCAUCAUCGGCUCUGGCAACUGGGGCUCUGCCAUUGCCAAAAUCGUGGGUGCCAACGCGGGGAAGCUGGACAUGUUCGACACCACGGUGAACAUGUGGGUGUUUGAGGAGGAGGUGAACGGACGCAAGCUCACCGAGAUCAUCAACACCGACCACGAGAACGUGAAGUACCUCCCUGGACACAAGCUGCCCCCCAAUGUGUUGGCCGUGCCUGACCUGCUGGAGUCGGUGAAAGGAACAGACAUUCUCAUCUUCGUCAUCCCACACCAGUUCAUCAACAGAGUCUGUGAGACCAUCAAGGGACACCUCAAGCCGGAUGCUGUGGGCAUGUCACUCAUCAAGGGUGUAGAUGAGGGUCCAGAGGGCCUGAAGCUGAUCUCUGAUGUGAUUCGGGAGAAGCUGGGCAUCACCAUGACUGUCCUGAUGGGAGCCAACCUGGCCAAUGAGGUCGCAGAAGACAAGUUCUGCGAGACCACAAUCGGUUGCAAAUGCAAAGAGACUGGAGCUGUACUGAAAAGUCUCAUGCAGACAAAAAACUUCCGUGUGACUGUGGUGGAGGAAGCUGACGUUGUGGAAAUUUGUGGCGCUCUUAAGAACAUUGUUGCGGUCGGCGCGGGCUUCUGUGACGGUCUGGGCAACGGUGACAACACCAAGGCAGCGGUGAUCCGUCUGGGCCUGAUGGAGAUGAUCGCGUUCGCCAAGCUCUUCUGCAAGGGAAGUGUCUCCCCCUCCACCUUCCUGGAGAGCUGCGGAGUAGCCGACCUCAUCACCACCUGCUACGGAGGACGCAACCGCAAGAUCGGAGCGGCCUUCGCCAAGACAGGGAAGACGAUCGAGGAGCUGGAGAAGGAGAUGCUGAAUGGCCAGAAGCUGCAGGGGCCGGCCACCGCUAUGGAGGUCCACCACAUCCUUAAGGCAAAGAACUUGACCGACAAGUUCCCGCUGUUCACCGCUGUCCAUCAGAUCUGCUUCGAGAAGCACCCUGUUACGGAGUUCGUCAGCUGCCUGCAGAACCACCCAGAGCACAUGUAAGGUCAUCAACACUGACCAGGCCUCGCACCAGCCAGGGGAAGGUGUUGGGAACAUCUCAUGAUGUCAAGGCCAGAGGCAGGGGGCACUGAAUGGGGAAGGACUCAACUAUGUCAUUGUGCCUGUGUUUUUUUUUGUACUCUAUGCAUAUCUCCAGAAAAUGAGAAAUGAGAAAUGUCACCCCUUUCGGCUGAAAGAAGCGCUUCUGUCCAGUCAGUCCCGCCGCACUCUCAGUACAUUUGGAGAGCAGAGCUGCUAAACUCUGAAGGAUGCAGUUUACUAUUUUUAGAUGCCAUGCCCACGGGGUUUAAUUACUGUACAAGAGUAUGCUCAUCUAUUUUCUCACACAAAGAUACAUUAUAUUGCUAUGUAAAUGAUUGUCUUAAGUUACUCUUUACUUGAAGGAGAGAAUAAUUACCCACAGUAACGUAACAGACUGUUGCAUAAAAGUAACUUAUGGCGUCUGGCCAGUUGUGAGCAUAGGGGAAACCCACACAGAUUAAGUGCCUUACACAUCUAUGCGUCUGUCUUUGUCUACUUACUUGGAACUUUGAACUCUGUGUAAAGUCAACAGAAUGGGAAAAAACAUCUGCACACUGAAGUCCCUGUUCUCACACAGAAGAAACAUUUCAGGCUAGUGAUCAUCUUCAGAGCACAAGAUAUUGCCUUGUGGGAACGUUUAUAUUUAAAAAGUUAGCAAAAAUAGCUUAUAUGUGUAUCUACUCCCGUUUUGCUGAUGCUUUGUAUGAAGUCCCUCAUCUACUUUCAAGGACAUAUCUGUUCACUAUUUGACCACUUUUGAAGUUAAACUUCAACAGGACUCUCAUAACUGUCGACAUGCUUGUCUUUUAUGAGUGGCGCCAUUUCAGUUCCCUUCAAGAUAAGGCGAGAAUGGUUUGAUACAUACGUAUUCUGUAUGACUGGAUAAUGUGAAAGGUAAACUGUUCAGAAAUAAAUUAUUUAAAUGUGCGUCAAA